This is a messenger RNA of Poecilia reticulata (guppy), 2328 nucleotides long. The record is from RefSeq and is a predicted model, not a curated record. NCBI's taxonomy places the organism in Eukaryota, Metazoa, Chordata, Actinopteri, Cyprinodontiformes, Poeciliidae.
GCUUCCUGUCAGUUGAUGUUUUCCCCACUUUCCUGUCAGGCUGUGGAGCGUGAGCAGGUGGACGGCAUCCAGCCGAAGCUGCAGCACGUCAACGCCGUUGGCCAAGGCCUGAUCCAGAGCGCCGCCAAGCACACCGACACGCAGGCGCUGGAGCACGACCUGGAGACCACCAACCUGCGCUGGAACUCGCUCAACAAGCGGGUUGCAGAACGUAUCGCCCAGCUGCAAGAGGCCCUGUUGCAUUGUGGGAAGUUUCAGGAUGCGCUGGAGCCUCUGCUCAGCUGGCUGAGCGACACAGAGGAGCUGGUAGCCAAUCAGAGGCCUCCGUCUGCCGAAUACCGCGUCGUGAAGGCUCAGAUCCAGGAGCAAAAGCUGCUGCAGAGAUUGUUAGACGACCGCAGGCCGACGGUGGAGAUGAUCCGCGCGGAAGGAGCCAGGAUCGCAGCCACGGCGGAUUCCCAGGACCGGGAGAAGAUCCAGGUCCAGCUGCAGCAUCUGUCGGAGCGAUGGUCCGACUUGCUGGACAAGGCCGGCGGCAGGCAGCGGCAGCUGGAGGAGCUGCAGGUUCUGGCUCUGCAGUUCCACGAAGCGCUGGAGCCGCUGGGAGAGUGGCUGAGCGCCACCGAGAGACGCCUGAGCUCCGCCGAGCCCAUGGGAACCCAAACGGCCAAGAUCAGCCAGCAGAUCGUCAAGCACAAGGCGCUCCAGGAGGACGUUUCCUCCAGAGAGGCUGAGGUUGACCACCUCGAGUCCCUCAGCCAGUCUCUGUCCCCGCUCAGCUGCGCGGCCGACCGUGAUUGGCUGCGUGAGCGCGUGGGGGCGGUGCGGUCGGGUCACUCGGAGCUCUCCGAUUGGUGCGCUGGGCGGGCGGCGCUGCUGGAUCAGGCGCUGGCCAACGCGCGGCUGUUUGGUGAGGAGGAGGUGGAGGUGCUGAACUGGCUGGCGGAGGUGGCUCAGAGACUGGGUCAGGUCUCGGUGCAGAGCUACCAGCCCCAGCUGCUGGCCGAGCAGCACAAACACACACUGGCUCUUAAUGAGGAAAUCCUGAGCAGGAAGAAAACUGUGGAUCAGGCCAUCAAAAACGGACAAGCUUUACUCAAGCAGACCACAGGUGAGGAAGUGCUGCUGAUCCAGGAGAAGCUGGACGGGAUCAAGUCCCGUUACGCCGAGAUGACGGCCGGCAGCAGCAAGGCGCUCCGCACGCUGGAGCAGGCCCUGCAGCUGUCCACGCGCUUCGCCGCGGCCCACGACGACCUCAACCAAUGGCUGGACGGCGUGGAGGCGGAGCUUAGCAACGUGGAGCCGGACGCCUCACCUGCCUACCAGGAGAGACAGAAGGAGCUGAAGAAAGUGUCGGCCGAGAAGCGCCUGGUUCUGGACACGGUGAACGAGGUGGGCAACGCCCUGCUGGAUCUGGUGCCGUGGCGCGCCCGCGAAGGCCUGGACCGGCUCGUCGCCGACGCCAACCAGCGGUACCGACACGCCGAUGAAACCAUCACUCAGCGCGUGCAGCUGGUGCAAGCUGCCAUCCAGAGGUCGCAGCAGUAUGAGGAGGCGGUGGACGCGGAGCUGGCCUGGGUCGGGGAGACGGAGCGGAAGUUGGCGUCUCUGGGCCCGCUGAGUCUGGAGCCGGACGUGACGGUGGCUCAGCUGCAGGUGCAGAGGGCCUUCAACAUCGACAUCAUCCGACACAAAGACACCGUCGACCAACUGAUCGCCGUCCGAGACGAAGUGCUGGAAGCCUGCAGCGCCGCGCAGAAGGACGCUCUGAUGGUGAAGACGGAUUCUCUGAGCUCGCGCUACGACACGGUGAGCCAGAGCCACAGCGAGCGGUUCUCGGCUCUGGAGCAGGCUCAGGUUCUGGUGGCUCGGUUCUGGGAGACCUACGAGGAGCUGGAGCCGUGGCUGGGCGAGACCGAAGCCCUCAUCACUCAGCUUCCGCCUCCGGCGAUCGACACAGACGCUCUGCGGCUGCAGCAGGACCAGAUGAGGCUGCUCAGGGAGUCGAUCGCGGAGCACAAACCUCACAUCGACAAGCUGCUGAAGAUCGGGCCGCAGCUGGCCGAGCUCAGCCUCCAGCAGGGGGCGACGGUGACGCAGCGCUACGCCGAGGCAGAGAGGCGCUACCUGGCCAUCAAAGAGGAGGUCAAAGGUCGCGCCGGAGCGCUGGACGAGGCGGUGUCCCAGUCUGCACAGGUACGGACAGAUCCGUCCUUCAGCUGCAGGAUUCCCUCACGCCUCCAUUUACUAAAAAUAAACGUGUUACAUGAGUUAAAGGACGGCGCCACUAAACGGCGUGAAGCUUCUUUUUAAUGUUUUCAGAUGUUU